Messenger RNA from Tupaia belangeri chinensis (Chinese tree shrew), 5992 nucleotides. It is a transcript of the gene ZNF646, whose product is annotated as zinc finger protein 646. Gene Ontology annotation, molecular function: DNA-binding transcription factor activity, RNA polymerase II-specific; RNA polymerase II transcription regulatory region sequence-specific DNA binding. The record is from RefSeq and is a predicted model, not a curated record. Lineage: Eukaryota; Metazoa; Chordata; Mammalia; Scandentia; Tupaiidae. Gene Ontology annotation, cellular component: nucleus. The transcript has 4 exons. Gene Ontology annotation, biological process: regulation of transcription by RNA polymerase II. Bases 193 to 5652 code for a protein of 1819 amino acids.
AAGUGUCGCCAUGGCGGAAGUUUCUCGGGGAAGCGUUUGCAUCUAGGACACUUCCUGUUUCCUAGUAACAAUAGGAAGUGUCUGCGGAGCUGGAGGUUGACUCCUGUCUGGCCUUGGCCCCUCUACCAGAAGAAGAUGCUGCUGCCACUUGUCUGCUCCUCCUGAACCUCCAGGUUUCUGCCACAUUGCCCCAUGGAGGACACACCCCCCUCACUCAGUUGCUCUGACUGUCAGCGCCACUUUCCUAAUCUUCCGGAACUGUCACGGCACCGAGAACUACUCCAUCCAUCUCCCAAACAGGACAGUGAGGAGGCUGACAGCAUCCCUAGGCCCUACCGCUGUCAGCAGUGUGGGCGGGGCUACCGUCAUCCAGGGAGCCUUGUCAACCACCGCCGAACCCACGAGACUGGCCUUUUUUCUUGCACCACCUGUGGCAAGGACUUCACUAAUCCCAUGGCUCUCAAGAGCCACAUGAGGACUCAUGCUCCUGAGGGGCGUCGCAGGCAUAGGCCCCCUCGUCCCAAGGAAUCCACUCCAUGCCUUCAGAGUGAGACAAUAUCCACUGACUCUUGGGGCCAGAGACUUGGCCCUGGGAAAGGCUGGGGAAACCAGACAAAACAUGCAGAAGAGACACCUAACUGUGAAUCUGGACCUGACUCCAGGAUAGCUCUUAGCACUUGGGAGGAUCCACCCACCAGACAAAGAGAAGGCUGGGAAAGCCAACCAGAUCCUGAGGAGGGUGUAGAGAGCUGGGGGCCUACCACUGACUCUGCUAGAGCCCCACCUCUACCCAUCCCUGCCAACAGCCUCCUUAGCAAUUUGGAACAGUAUUUGGCCGAAUCAGUAGUGAACUUCACUGGGAGCCAGGAGCCUUCCCAAUCUCCUUCUGCUGAGGAGGAGCGGCGUUACAAGUGUAGUCAAUGUGGCAAAACCUACAAGCAUGCUGGGAGCCUCACCAACCAUCGCCAGAGCCACACCCUGGGCAUCUACCCUUGUGCCAUCUGCUUUAAGGAGUUCUCUAACCUCAUGGCUCUAAAAAACCACUCCCGACUCCAUGCCCAAUAUCGGCCUUACCAUUGUCCCCACUGCCCCCGUGCCUUCCGGCUCCCCCGGGAGUUGCUAGAACACCAGCAGUCCCAUGGGGGUGAAAAGCGGGAGCAAUCAUGGGAAGAAAAAGGGAUACCCACCACCAAUGGGCACACAGAUGAGAGCAGUGAGGACCAGGUCCCUAGUACCCAGAUGGUGAAUGGCUCUGGGGAGCUCAGUACCUCUGGGGAACUGGAGGACAGUGGCCUGGAGGAAUACCGGCCUUUCCGCUGUGGGGACUGUGGCCGUACUUACCGCCAUGCUGGGAGCCUUAUCAACCAUCGAAAGAGCCACCAGACAGGUGUCUAUCCCUGCUCAAUCUGUUCCAAACAGUUAUUCAAUGCGGCUGCCCUCAAAAACCAUGUGCGGGCUCAUCACAGACCCCGGCAAGGAACUGGGGAAGAUGGGCAACUCUCAGUGCCACCAGCUACCCCACUGCUGGCUGAGACUUCCCACAAAGAGGAAGAGGUCCCAACCACUACCCUGGACCAUCGCCCUUAUAAGUGCAAUGAGUGUGGUCGGGCUUACCGUCACCGGGGAAGCCUGGUAAACCACCGCCACAGCCAUCGGACAGGGGAAUACCAGUGCUCACUAUGUCCCCGCAAAUACCCCAAUCUCAUGGCCCUGCGCAACCAUGUACGGGUACAUUGCAAGGCUGCGCGCCGAAGUGCAGACCCAGGAACUGAGGGUCCUCCCAAUCACCUCAAGGUGGAACUCCCACUUGAGCCAGCAGAAGCAGAGGCAGCCCCACACACAGAUCAGGGGCAUGUGUGCAGACAUGAAGAGCAAACUACUAACAUUCCCCCAACAGCAGAUGGAAGAGCACCACAAAAAGAUAGCUGUGGGAUGCUCUCUCAAAACUCUGAGAACCUUGAACAUCAUGGCCUGAGUUCUGGGGCAGGGGAAGAUAGCAGAACAGAGACCAAGGAAUCUCCUCCUCGAGCAUUUUCCUGCCGAGACUGUGGCAAGAGCUAUCGCCACUCAGGCAGCCUUAUCAACCACAGGCAGACCCACCAGACCGGGGACUUCAGUUGUGGAGCCUGUGCCAAACACUUUCACACUAUGGCUGGCCUGAAAAAACACUUGCGGCGACACAGUCGGCGGCGCAGCAGGAGGCAUGGAAAGCAGACCGGUAGUGCUGGAGGUCGAGAAGCCAACUUCCCACCUGAAGGGAACUGGGUCCAGGAGUCCAAGGAUGAUGAAGGCCUGGACUCUUCUCAAGCCCCUUCAGGAAAAAGUCCUUGUGAGGCUGAAGGCAACUUGGAAAACGAUGGAGACUGUUUUCAGGCCAAAUCUGAAGGGGCCAAAUGUGGACUUGAGAGGGAAGAGGCCUGCUUCCAGGGUGAUGAAGCGAGCAGAAACAAUAAGGAAGGACUGGAAAGGAGAGAGGCCUGUUUCCUUGACAACUUGGACAUCGCAGGGAAUGAGGAAGGCACAGGAACUCGCUUCUGUGAUGGCCUCACUGGAGUGGAUGAAGAUGAGAAACCAGCCUCAGGUCAGCCCAGCUCUUUCCACUGUGCUGAAGUUGCCACUGACUGGCAGGCUGAGGUCACUCAUAUGUGUUCUGACUGUGGACAUUCUUUCCCUCAUGCCACUGGCCUGCUAAGCCAUAGGCCCUGCCACCCACCAGGCAUCUAUCAGUGCUCCCUCUGCCCAAAGGAGUUUGAUUCUCUGCCUGCCCUGCGUAGCCACUUCCAGAACCAUGGGCCUGGGGAGGCAACCUCUGCACAACCUUUCCUUUGCUGCCUCUGUGGCAUGAUCUUCCCUGGCCGGGCUGGCUACAAGCUUCACCAACGCCAGGCUCACAGUACCUCUGGGAUGACUGAAGGCUCAGAGGAGGAGGAGGAGGAGGAGGAAGGAGCAGCAGAGGCAGCUUCUACCCAGAACCUUCCACUGCAGCUCUCAGAAGCAGAACUACUGAAUCAGCUGCAGCGGGAGGUGGAAGCACUGGAUGGAGCAGGUUAUGGGCACAUCUGUGGUUGCUGUGGUCAGACUUAUGAUGACCUGGGGAGCCUGGAGCGUCACCACCAAACGCAAAGUUCUGGGAAUACCACAGACAAGACUCCCACCCACUUGGGAACAUCAGGUGAUACCAUGGAUAUAGUUGCAGACUGUGUCUCUGAAGACACGGUGACCUCUGUCUCUGGAGAAGGUGGAGACAUAAAGUCUGAAGAGGGAGUAGGUGCCACAGUUGCAGAUGGCCUUUGCAUUCAGGGUAGUGAAAAUUUUCUGGAGGCCCAACCUCGCCCCUUUCGCUGCAACCAGUGUGGCAAAACCUAUCGCCAUGGUGGCAGCCUGGUGAACCACCGCAAGAUCCACCAGACUGGAGACUUCAUAUGCCCUGUCUGCUCCCGCUGCUACCCUAACAUGGCUGCCUACCGUAAUCACCUGCGGAACCACCCUCGCUGCAAAGGUUCUGAGCCCCAGGUGGGGCCCCUCCAAGAAGCAGGAGGCAGCAGUGAUCCCCAGAAUAUAGCAGAGGAGAGGCCAGACCAGGCAGAAGCAGGGAAGCUCCAGGAAGAACUGAAAGUGGAGCCCCUAGAGGAGGUAGCGAGGGUGAAAGAAGAGGUAUGGGAGGAAACUGCUGUGAAGGGGAAGGAGAUAGAGCUGAGGAUGGAGACUGCAGAGAAGGGCUGCCAGACUGAGGCAAGCUCUGAGCGGCCCUUUAGCUGUGAGGUGUGUGGCCGGUCAUACAAGCACGCUGGCAGCCUCAUCAAUCACCGGCAGAGCCACCAGACUGGCCACUUUGGGUGUCAGGCUUGUUCCAAGGGCUUCUCAAACCUCAUGUCCCUCAAGAACCACCGGCGCAUCCAUGCAGAUCCACGACGUUUUCGCUGCAGUGAGUGUGGGAAGGCCUUCCGUCUGCGGAAACAGCUGGCCAGCCACCAACGGGUUCACAUUGAGCGGCGUGGGGGUGGGAGCACCCGAAAGCUGACUCGGGAAGAUCGGCCCUUUCGGUGUGGUCAGUGCGGAAGGACCUACCGCCAUGCUGGCAGCCUCCUGAAUCACCGACGCAGCCAUGAGACAGGCCAGUACAGUUGCCCCACCUGUCCUAAGACCUACUCCAACUGCAUGGCCCUCAGGGACCAUCAGAGGCUGCAUUCAGAAAGUCGGCGGCGGCGGGCAGGACGAUCCCGACGGGCAGCUGUGCGCUGUGCACUCUGUGGCUGUGGCUUCCCUGGCCGGGCAUCUCUGGAGCGGCACCUGCGGGAACAUGAGAAAACCAAAAUGGAGCCAGAUAGUGGCCAGGGAGGCGCAAAGGACACAGAGAGCAGUGAGGGGGCUGAUGACUGCAAAGGACUAGAGGACAGAUCAAGGGAUGCUGAGUUAGUACCACAGCUGGAAGAUGAAGCAAUGAGGCCAGGGGAUCAUAGGCAGAGCCCCAUCAGAAAAACAGGUUCAGAAGCCACAGAACCACCAUCCUGGGGCACAGAGAAGACAGAUGGGUGGCGAGGAGACGACAGACUGGUGAAUCAUGAUGGAAGCUGGGUUCCCCAGGGUCAGGUCCUCACCAAGCCAGAUGAGUCAGAGGACAGCGUUUCUAGAAGUCCCUGCCACCUUGGUGAUAGCCAGUCCAAUGGACCUAGUCUAAAUCACAUGGGUACUUGGGAUAAUGGAGACACCAGCUCUGAAGUCCAGGUGGAGAGCUGCUCCUCUACCUGCAGCCAGUGUGACAAGGCCUACUGCCCAUCAGGUGGUCUCUUGAACCACCACAACACCCACAAGACAGAUCGCCACUAUUGCCUGCUCUGCUCCAAAGAGUUCUUGAAUCCUGUGGCCACUAAGAGCCACAGCCACAACCAUAUAGCUGCCCAGACCUUUGCCUGCCCAGACUGUGGUCAGACCUUUCAGUCCCACCAUGAACUGGCCAGCCACCUGCAGACUCAUUCCACAGGCCAUAGUCAGGUCCUGACCCACAUAGAGGAGGCCAGAGGUCUUUUGGCUGUGACUGUAAAGGAUGAUGUGGGGCUCUCUGAUCAAGGGAAAGCUCAGGAGGCUCCAUCGGAACACCCUAGGACCCUGGAAGAAAAUGCCGAGAAAGCUAGUGGAGGGCAAGGAACAAAUGUCACAGUGGCUGAAGACAAGGAACGACCCUUCCGCUGUGCCCAGUGUGGGCGAUCCUACCGACAUGCUGGCAGCCCGCUGAACCAUCAGAAGGCCCAUACCAUUGGACUUUAUCCCUGCUCCCUCUGCCCCAAACUUUUACCCAAUCUGCUGUCUCUUAAGAACCAUGGCAGGACCCACACAGACCCCAAGCGCCAUCGCUGCAGCAUCUGUGGCAAGGCCUUUCGGACAGCUGCCCGGCUGGAGGGCCACGGGCGUGUCCAUGCACCCCGGGAGGGGCCUUUCACCUGCCCUCACUGUCCUCGUCACUUCCGCCGCCAAAUUAGCUUCCUGCAGCACCAGCAGCAGCACCAGGAGGAAUGGACAGUGGCCAGCUCUGGAGCCCCAGUGGCACCAGCAACAGGUAGAGCGGACUUGUCAUUGCCCCCUCCAUCCACCCCCAUGACCCCACUCCUGGACCCUUCACCCCAGUGGCCUGCAGACUUCAGCUUCUCUCUCUGAACUUCAUCUCCAAAGAUCAGAAUAUUGGAGAAGGGGGUGCGGGCAAGGAGGGGCUUGAUCUCCAUGUUUCACUCAGGAGUAGUUUGGGCAUCCCCAUCUCUUUUCUUCUCUCCCUGUGAAGAGGACCCAGGCUGUCAUCCAGGCUUUGCCAGGAUGCUUGGUCACCCUCAUCAACUGGGUUCCAAUACCAGGGAGAGGCAGAUUCGGAGACCACCAUGGGUGAGAAUGUUGCCUGUGAAAGGGGAGCCUUUUGCUACAAUUUGUAACUUAUUUUCUAAAGUCUAUUUUGUAACAAUUUAUUUAAGUUUAAAAAAAGGAAAAUUGCUCCCCCACAAAAAAG